CUGUUUUAGUGUGACAUAUAGCAUCGUGUUGGCCCUGAGUAGGUAAAAGUGGACACUGAGAGUUAAAGAGCAAUUUUAGAGCUGGGAAUUUAAAAUAAUCGAGAAUUUAAAAGUAGAUAUUAUUCUCUAAAAUGGAUAAUAUCUACGAUAAUGAUUCGAUGGAAGGAACAAGUUCCAAUGUAAUUUAUAUAACAGAGGAGUUUAGAGUCGAAUGGAAUCAUGAGGCGACGAAGGAGUUGUUGAAAGUUUACGACGAAAAAUAUGAUAUGCUGGAUUCGGGAAUUAUAACAACGCAGAAAAAAUUAUGGGAACUAGUAGCCAAAGAUAUGAAUAAGAAGGAUUUUUUUUACACGGGAGCACAGUGUGAAAAUAAAUGGAAAACAUUAAAACGAAAUUAUAAGAAUAAAUUAUUAAAAAUGGAUAAGACUGGUUCUUGUAAACGACAGUGUCCUUUUGAAAGGGAAAUAGUGGAAAUUUUGAGUAAAAGACCGCAUGAAAGUAUGUUUAAUAGAUCUUAUAAUUAUUCGAAACAUUUUUCUAAAGUUAAAGAUGAAUCGUCGGAUGAGGCAACUAAAGAAUCUCCCAGUAAUCACCCGAAGCAGGAUAUCAAAGAAGAAACUUUCGUCGACGAAUUGAUUCAGAAUCCCGAUUACGUCAUUGAAGAAACUGCGACGUCUUCCCAAGUUGCCGAGGAGUUAGCGGAACUGCGGAAAUCCGUCAUGAAGCAAAAUAAAAUCAAUGCCGAACUCGUGAGACAGUCCAACGAGUUCCAAUACAAGAUUGUGCAGCACUUGGACGCAGCUACGCAAAGGGAAUGUCAGAAUUUGGAAUUGAAGGAAACUCGAAUGGAACAACAGAACGAAAUCAUAAAGCAGAUGAAGAUACAGAAUAAUUUGUUGCAGAAAUUGUUGGAGAAGAUGGGAUGAAAUGUUUUAUUGAUCGUUUGUUGUUAAUUGACUGAUUUUAAUAAAUUAAAAUGUUAUUGAUAAA
Messenger RNA from Diorhabda carinulata, 990 nucleotides. RefSeq lists its product as uncharacterized. The record is from RefSeq and is a predicted model, not a curated record. NCBI's taxonomy places the organism in Eukaryota, Metazoa, Arthropoda, Insecta, Coleoptera, Chrysomelidae. Bases 132 to 926 code for a protein of 264 amino acids. The transcript has 4 exons.